Messenger RNA from Paramecium tetraurelia, 1803 nucleotides. RefSeq lists its product as uncharacterized. Lineage: Eukaryota; Ciliophora; Oligohymenophorea; Peniculida; Parameciidae. The record is from RefSeq and is a predicted model, not a curated record. The transcript has 2 exons.
AUGAAAAAUAAGAUUGUUUCACUGUUCAUCAAAAGAGAACAUUUAAUUCUCAUGUCUAAGAUGUAACUCAAUGAUUAAAAUGAGCUAAUUUUGGAAAUAGACUAAGGCAAUUAGAAGGUUGAAAAUGGGAUUUUAAAAACGGAGAGAUGGCCUUAAUCAGAUCUAGAUUAUUUCUAGAAUUCUUUCGUGUAAAUAGUAAAUUUGACAUUUGCCUAUUAUAAAAUGUAUUUUCCUGUUAAUUCAGCUUUGCAAAUUCGAGAUCACUUGAAGUUUACUCAAAGCUUAAAGUAAAUUAAUUUUGGGGGAAUAACACUCGAAGAAGUCUUUAAAUAAUAAAGGUUACGAUUAGUCACCUCUCUCUCUACUCGACUCUCUGAAGAACCUCUGUAGCCAAAAUUAUUCAAUUGCAAACUUGACUUUGAUUACAUUUCACUUUUACAAUCAAAGUAUUUCAACCAGAGAAACCCUGAUUAUCAACAACCUUACCAGAUUCUCAAUCUCAAGCAUUUUGAAAUGAAAAUGAACACCAGACCUUUCAGAGAAAUUUCGAUUUCUUCAAUACAUGAUGUUCCCUAAUUUCAAUUGAUCAAUCCCCAAUUAAUACAACCAAUAAUCAAUUAUGAUACCUUAUCCAGUACUUUUGAAUAUAAGUUUAAUAAAUUAAUGCAGCGAAAUCUAUCAAUUUAAUAAACAAUCAAAACAUACUAUUAAGAUGUAUAAUUAUUUGAAGAAAACUAUGAUCAAAACAAUACUUUGAAAAACUUAUUUAAAUUAUAAAUCCAAAAACUAAGAGAAUGUAAUUUCUAAGAAAAUUAGACGAAAACAAUCAAACAAUAAAAACUACCUCCAAAUUUAAGUUAGAUAAACAUAGAGAGUGAUAAAAUUAGCUUGCUGAAUAGUUUAAAUUCUAAUGAUAGUGAGAGGAAUAAGUCAUUUUAAUAAUAAUUAAAGAGACUCAACAAAAAUGAUUCUUUUUGUGAACAUGAGAAAUUAAGGGCUGCAGAUAGAUAGUAGAAAUUAAAAAAUAGAAUUAGAAAUCUAAAUACUCUCAUCUACAAUUAAGUGAAUGACAUUAGAAAAACUGAAAUUAUUCCUGAAUAACAGGAUGAUUCACAUAAUUUUAAACACUCUAAAUCAAAAAUAGUCAAGGAUCAAUAAAAUUUGAGAUCUUUGACUUAAUACACAAUUGAGGAUAGUUUUAAAGCUGACAUCAAUUUACAAUAAAGUUAUCAUGCAUAAAAAAAACCUAUCCUAAAACAAGUAGAUAAUAAGUUUAAAGAAGAUGAGAAAUAAUCUCAAAUAGUCGAUAAAUUAUAAAAUAGUAUAGAAAUUCAGGGUCAGAGAAAAAAUUAUAAAUUGAGAAAUUCUUAAUAUGCUCCAGAAAAUAGAAAAUUUGAAGAUGGAAGUUGUAGUAAUAAUACUGAACACGUUAAACAAAGCAAUUAUUCAAUCAAAAAGCUAAACAACAAAUCUAUUGAACGUUUAACUCUAAAACCUAUAGAUUAUUUCCAGGUGUGCUCUGGUGAUAAAAAGUUGUAAUAAAAUGAAUAAUUCACUUUCCCAAAAAAACAAAAGAGGUAUCAAACUCAAGAGAAAGAGGAAUUAGCACUGAAUGAUAUAUUAAAAUUGAAAAAAUAAAGUAAUUAAAGUGUGAGGAAUGCUUUGUUAUUACUAACCUGUGCACGUUCAGAAUAGCUUUUAACUUCAUUGAUAGCUAGUGGAACAAUUAAACAUUAAUAAUAUCAGUCUUUCUUAUAACCAAUUAAGAUAUAUUCUAAAGCUAAAUAUCUGACUCCAAAGUGA